Molecule: messenger RNA, 1185 nt
Organism: Besnoitia besnoiti
Lineage: Eukaryota; Apicomplexa; Conoidasida; Eucoccidiorida; Sarcocystidae
Product: calcium-dependent protein kinase
Exons: 1
Coding region: 1-1185 (394 amino acids)
Biological process (GO): mitotic DNA damage checkpoint signaling; protein phosphorylation
Cellular component (GO): nucleus
Molecular function (GO): protein serine/threonine kinase activity; ATP binding
Source: RefSeq, a predicted model, not a curated record
AUGAACGAGGCGUUUGCUGCUAGACCCCCAAAGCGAUCAGAGCUUACUGCGGGUGCUAUACAGUUGAGAGGCCUGGCCCAAACCCUCGAUCAAGCCCGAACGGGGGGGUUAGCAGAACACGACGAGAGUCUCGGUAGAGCUGCGGCAGAUGCGCUUCUACCACUAGGAACGGUGUUUGAAGUUGUGUUACCAGACAGAUCUUCUUGCUUUGUCAGGAGGGGACGCUUUCUAGGAUCUGGGGGCACUGCCUUUGUAUGUGCUGUUGAAUUCUUGACAGGAAGUGCGGGCCCCGUACAUUCUGAAGUGGCGGCUAAGUUCCUGUACAAGCAGGUGUCUGGAGGAAUAGAUCUUUCGGCUGCGGAGCGCACGCUGGCAACGAACUUCUUCCAGGAAUUGGACGCGCACAGAACUCUGACCGCGCUGAGGAGUGUGGAGGAAUUGCAUACUAUGGGCCUGGGAGUUGCUCACGGAGCGUACCCGCUACGCCGGAGCCAGUCAUCCCCAGAUGUGCGGACGACGGAGGUGAUGUUUCAAGGACAAACGGCCUUAGUGGUCAUGCCAUUGACAAUGCUCGUCUUACCGCUUCUCGGGCCUGAUUUGUUCGAUUUGUAUUUUGAGCAAGUUAGCCCAGCAGUGCUGAAGUCCCUUGUGUUCCAAACAGUACACACGGUAGCAAACCUUCAUUCACUCGGCUAUGGGCAUGGGGAUCUCAAGCCAGAAAACUUUGCGGUCGACAUCAGAUCUGGAGCGAUCAAGCUCAUUGAUUUUUCUUCUCUUGCCCCGCUUAACGUUCGCCGCAAGAUAUCUGGACAGUGGACGCAGACGUUUGCGUCGCCAGAAAAGUUUCGCGCUCUGUGUGCUCGAGCUCCGUUCGCUAUCGCUGACACCGAUGAUGCUUGGUCUCUUGGGGUCGCCCUAUACCGGAUCCUCUCACACCUACCCCAUCCUUACGUUAGUGAGGUGGAUCUUCCAGCGUUCGAGGCCCAAGGACUUCUAGGAGCAGAACACCGCCUCGAUGAAUUCAUUAUGCCGCAGCCUUGGAAAGAGAGAUUGACUGCAAUAGAAACCCGCCAGGAACUUCUACAGAUCGUCAAACUCCUGGUCCAUCCCGAGCCAACUAGGCGUUGGACGCCUCGCCGCCUUGUCCGGGAGCAUCCAUUUUUUCAGGAGCAAAAGGAAAACUAG